Molecule: messenger RNA, 3776 nt
Organism: Hippoglossus stenolepis (Pacific halibut)
Lineage: Eukaryota; Metazoa; Chordata; Actinopteri; Pleuronectiformes; Pleuronectidae
Gene: ap5m1
Product: adaptor related protein complex 5 subunit mu 1
Exons: 9
Coding region: 158-1633 (491 amino acids)
Biological process (GO): endosomal transport
Cellular component (GO): late endosome; lysosome; AP-type membrane coat adaptor complex
Source: RefSeq, a predicted model, not a curated record
CGGUGGAAGUCACGUGACACAACAACAGGAAGUCGGUCCAGUCGUGGAUGUGUCAUGAGACCAGAGCCAGUUUUUAUCUGUGACAAAAUGUGAUCGUUAAUAUGAUGAGAGUCAGGUUUGUGUUUGUGUCACGUGAGGAGUUAGUGCAGCCGGAGAAAUGAGUGUGCGAGCUUUGUGGAUUGUUUCUCACGAGAAGGGAGAAAACGUGUCGAUACGAUUCUCGAGGAGGUUCUCCACUGUGGAGCACCGUGCUAAAUGCCUGGCAGGUUCCUCCUAUGUAGCCGUCCCAGAGGACGGCACUGUGCUGCAGCUACUGCUCACUGAGCUGGGCCUCUCCGAGCCAGACAAGUCCUAUGUGGCCCUCAGAGACGACUGCCUUCAUCGCCAGCGGUCACCGGCACUGGAGCUGCACGUGGAUGGUCCUGGAAAAGGAAUACUGUGGCCGGUGUUGGCCAUCUCACAAGGGCCCCUUAUCCUGGCUUGCCUGUGUUUAGUGGAUGCCCCUCCUGAGCCACGGCCACCCCUGGCCAACCUGCUCUCUGUCUCACAGGGUCUCACCCUCCUGGCAGGCCUGCAGACUUUUCUCCUGGGCUCGGGGAACAAGCCUGAUAGCGAGGGGCCGGCCUCUCGCCUUGCAAUGCUGCCAACUGUGCUCCUGCAGGUUUGUCCACUUGGGACACCCCUGGAUGUGCCAGCGCUGGGGGCACCUGCUACGCCCACAGCGCCCACACCUGCUGGGAACCAGAAGCAGCCGGCCUGGAAGACGGGUCUCUACCGGGGUCGGGCAGUUGUGAACGUAGCUUUGAAAGAAACGGUGCGCUCCAUGCAGUAUGGGAAUCAGAGCGCACAGGACCUCUGGGAUGUUUACGGCACAGUGACAUGCAAAUGUGAAGUGGAGGGGGUGCUCCCAAAUGUGACGGUGACCCUCACACUGCCACCAAACGGUUCUCCACUACAGGACAUCCUAGUCCAUCCCUGCGUCACCUCACUGGAUUCUAGUAUCCUGACCGCCAGCAGCGUCGAUAACAGUGACAGCUCAGCGUUCUCUGGGCCCUAUAAGUUCACCUUCUCUCCUCCCCUCGAGCCCUUCAGACUAUGCAGUUAUACAUCUCAGGUUCCCGUUCCCCCUAUCCUUGGAUCGUAUCAACUGAAGGAGGAAGAAAACCAGCUGCGUGUGUCAGUAACCCUCAAACUUCACGAAAGCGUCAAGAACAGCUUUGAGUACUGUGAAGCACAUCUGCCAUUCUUUAACAGGGAUCAGAUGGGUGUGGUGGAUGUGAAGGUGAGCUCCGGGCAACUGGAUGUUUCAAAGGAGAAGAACCUGCUGGUCUGGACCCUAGGACAGAAGUUUCCUAAAUCUCGCGAGGUCAUGAUGGAGGGCAGGAUCACCUUCUCUGGGCCCACACCAGGACCUACUGACCCUCUCUGCACAGAACUGACUGCCUACAUCAAAUUGUAUUUCAAGGUGCCUGACAUAACACUUUCUGGAUCCUGCGUGGAUCAGCAUUCAGUGCAGGUUUUUUCUUCUGCCAAACCACGGAUUGUAACAUCCCGAGAACUUCAAUCCAAAGAGUACUUUAUAUGGAACUCAGCAGGUGCCGCUCCGGUGUCCUCUGGGCAGAUGAUGCUGUAGCGUGGAUCUGUAAAAGAGGAGCUUGGUGUUCAAGACACAAGGGCCACCCCUCGCUCUGACAGUCCCACUUCAGUGGCUCUCCAUCAGCCGGAUAAUUAGCAGCUGGGACCUUGUCAUCAGCUGUUGUGGGCCUGAAGGAGACAGGCGGCUGGGCUGUGAAAGGCCAGGCUGCUCUGGCCAGUGUUUUGGCUACAAAAGGCUCCUCUUUUAGAGCUGGCAGGAGCCCUUACCCCGACCAAUCACUCCCCCCCGCCUCUUCUUGACCCCGUCCCCGCCCUGUCAACUAGUGGUUCGUUCAAACACACAACCUCUCCAACCAGACUGUGAUUGAGCGCUGACCCUCUGGCCCUCAGAGACUUUAAAGGCAGACGGUCCCAUUCAGCGAGCAGGAGCUGCCUAAUUGGUGAAAAAGUCACAAGGACAGUAAUGGUGGGUUGGCCUUUUGAGGUUGCAGAGGUGCUUUAACUCGAUUAAUCUAGAACCUCGGGUAUUUGAUUUUUUAACCCUAUUGUUACAACACAAAAGGGUAGAUCUUCCUUUUAUCUUUGCUUAAAUAUGUAAAAGUUAUUUGAAGACAUGUUUUUUCCACAGUUAACAAUGACUUUACCUGAACUAUGAUGAGUAAUAAUAAUGAAUAACCAGCCGACGAAGGGUUAAAUUCGAGGCCCACUGCUUCUCAGCAGCCAGACUCCUCUGAGUGGCCUCAUUGUGUGCUGUUGGCCUCUUGUGCCCCUUGCUGGUCCAAAUGCUACAUUCUCACGUGGAUUUCCACUCCGAAGGCUGACCAUGACCAAUCCUCUGUCAAUUGGAACCAAUUGCUCACACGGCAUCCUUCACCUUCUUUUUAUGUGGCAGUGCGGAGUGGCAGACACCAAGACCUCUCGGCUCUCCCCUCCAGGAUGAUUUGGCUUUAAGGCCCAGUGUAUGUGGCUAGCGAACCGGAAGAGGAGAAGAUUUUUUUUUUUUUUUUGAGGACUUGGGCCACUCUAAAGCUCCUCAAUAUGUGGUCAGUCUGGCUCCUGUAGUCUGCAGUCACUGGCCUCUCGCUGGCAGACUUUGCUUUGUUGAUUGAAUGGCUCGCUAAGUAGACGGACUCGUUUUAAUGCGUUGCUGUGGUCCGGUGCCUUCUGCUCACGCUUUGGGUGUGAAACCUGAUGAGCUUUUCACAAUCACAAGUGUAUUUCCUCACUGUUAACAUGCAAAUAUUUAGGGGAUUAACGAUUUUCUGUUACAAUAACCUUUGAAAAAAUAAAUUUCUGAACGUAAAGCAACACUGUGUAUCAUUAUAAAUCAUGUUAAUGCAUCCUGAGAAUGGACAGAAUUAAGUGAUAUAAAUGAAUGUGAUGAUACCGAAAGAUUUUCCAUAUGACAACGCUACACACAUAAUAAAAACCUGAGGUCCACUGAGCUGUGGGUGUUCACUUCACUGUGUCCCUCAGCACAAUCAUGACACCCAGUGGCAGAGCUCUAUACAGUUCAUAUUACACUUCUUCUCUUCAAUUAACAUUCAUUCUUAUCGAAAUAGUUCCACUGAGAUGGCGCCACACAAUCUUUGCUAAUUAAUUCCUGUCCGGCCCCCUGCUGUGUGAUGUGAUCACAGCAGGGUUCCUCUAACGCACCGUGCCCGAGGAGGACCCAGGCUUUUGUCGGCCGCUGUGGCCUCAGGUGUUUGGUGGGAGUCCAGUUCCUCUCAGCCCCUCAUACCCUCGCUGAGAACCAGCCUCAGAGAGACCACUUGAGGAUUUGAUGGUGCAAUUAGCAUUUUCCUCUUCACGGGUCUAAUUUAUUCUUCAAGAGCCACAAAUCUUUUCAAAUAAUGGGACACGUUAUCUUUGGAAGCUGAAGGAUUCUUUUGUGCUAAUAUCUACAUCCAAUGUUCCAAUGAGAAAGCAGAUGUGAAUCUUUCUGAACUUAAUUUUACUUUUAGAUGUUUGUUAUCAGUAUUGCAGAAAGACUACAUGAGCUUCUCCACGUUAGUGCGUCACUCUCACCUGUAGAGGGAGCCAUAAACUCAGUCAUGCAGGGAAUUUGAAGUUUGUUCAUCUGGAAAGUUGAUUGGAUGCCAUUUGAAAUCAUACAUGAUGAAAUAUGAAAUGUUAAUUUGUUAAAGCAUAUAAAGAUAUAAAUAAACACGAUCCCAUGA